Nycticebus coucang (slow loris) is the source of this 10800-nucleotide messenger RNA. RefSeq names its product mediator complex subunit 12L (gene MED12L). Gene Ontology annotation, molecular function: beta-catenin binding; transcription coactivator activity. The coding region runs from base 360 to 6986 and encodes 2208 amino acids. The transcript is spliced from 46 exons. Gene Ontology annotation, biological process: regulation of transcription by RNA polymerase II. NCBI's taxonomy places the organism in Eukaryota, Metazoa, Chordata, Mammalia, Primates, Lorisidae. Gene Ontology annotation, cellular component: mediator complex. The record is from RefSeq and is a predicted model, not a curated record.
AACUCCGGAGCUUGCGCUCCCGGGCCGUGGGGGCGAGAACGCCGGCGGCGAGCCGGCGUCGCUCGCCGCCCCCAGACAGUGGCAAACUUCGCGGCGUCCCCAGAGCUCCUUCGGGCAGGCAGAUACAUCACUAAUAAAAUCAAAUUCAGUCCCCCAUCCCAACCCCAAUGACGGAGGCUGCGGCCGCUGGAGUGACCCCGCCGCCGCCGGCCCCCGCCCGCUAGCCGGGGACCAACAGCGCCACAGCGAUCGAGGAGGGGGAGAGAGGGAGUCUGUCUGCAAAGUGCUGCUCCCUGGUGCUCAGAGGCGGCUGCUCCAGCUCCAACUCUCAUUCAUUUCGCCGGUUAACAUGAGAGAUCAUGGCCGCCUUCGGGCUUCUCAGCUAUGAGCAGAGACCGCUGAAGCGCCCCCGGCUUGGGCCGCCCGACGUCUACCCACAGGACCCCAAGCAGAAGGAGGAUGAACUGACGGCUGUGAACGUAAAGCAGGGCUUCAGCAAUCAGCCAGCCUUCACCGGAGACGAGCAUGGCUCGGCCAGGAACAUUGUAAUUAACCCAUCAAAGAUUGGAGCUUAUUUUAGCAGCAUAUUAGCUGAGAAACUGAAGCUUAACACUUUCCAGGACACCGGAAAGAAGAAACCACAAGUUAAUGUGAAAGAUAACUAUUGGCUGGUCACUUCUCGGUCCCAGAGUGCCAUUCACAGUUGGUUCUCGGACUUAGCAGGAAAUAAACCACUCGCUAUUUUGGCAAAAAAGGUUCCCAUCCUUAGUAAAAAAGAGGAUGUCUUUGCAUAUUUAGCUAAGUAUUCCGUUCCCAUGGUUCGAGCAGCGUGGAUGAUCAAGAUGACGUGUGCCUAUUACUCUGCCAUAUCUGAAGCUAAAAUUAAGAAACGUCAGUCUACUGAUCCCAAUUUGGAGUGGACGCAGAUAUCUACCAGAUAUCUUCGAGAACAGCUGGCCAAGAUUUCUGACUUUUACCACAUGACCUCCAACUUGGGUGACAGCCCUGUCCCUGUGCCCCCGGAGGUGGAGCACGCCAUGAAGCAGUGGGAAUACAACGAAAAGCUAGCGUUUCACAUGUUCCAGGAAGGAAUGCUAGAAAAACAUGAAUAUUUGACGUGGAUCCUGGAUGUUUUGGAGAAGAUCAGACCAGUGGAUGACGAUCUUCUUAAACUCUUGUUACCACUCAUGCUGCAGUAUUCAGACGAGUUUGUCCGCUCGGCCUACCUGUCUCGUCGUCUUGCCUACUUCUGUGCCCGGCGUCUUUCCUUGCUGCUGAGUGAUAGCCCCAACCUCCUCGCUGCCCACUCGCCCCACAUGAUGAUAGGACCAAACAACUCAAGUAUUGGGGCCCCCAGCCCAGGCCCUCCCGGCCCCGGCAUGAGUCCCGUGCAGCUGGCCUUCUCAGAUUUUCUUUCCUGUACACAGCACGGUCCCCUGGUUUAUGGACUUAGUUGUAUGUUGCAGACUGUCACUCUCUGUUGCCCAAGUGCCUUGGUGUGGAAUUAUUCCACAAAUGAAAAUAAGAGCACGAACCCAGGCUCACCCCUGGAUCUGCUGCAAGUGGCCCCUUCCAGCCUGCCCAUGCCAGGUGGAAACACAGCUUUCAAUCAGCAGGUUCGGGCAAGGAUUUAUGAAGUGGAACAACAGAUAAAACAAAGAGGUCGUGCAGUGGAAGUUCGGUGGUCUUUUGACAAGUGCCAGGAGUCAACCGCAGGGGUGACUAUCACUCGGGUUUUGCACACACUAGAAGUUUUGGAUCGUCACUGUUUUGACCGAACUGAUUCCAGCAAUUCAAUGGAGACGCUUUAUCAUAAGAUUUUCUGGGCAAACCAAAACAAAGACAACCAAGAGGUCGCCCCCAAUGACGAAGCUGUGGUGAUACUGUUGUGUGAAUGGGCUGUGAGCUGUAAAAGGUCAGGCAAGCACAGGGCCAUGGCGGUAGCAAAACUCUUGGAGAAGAGGCAAGUGGAAAUUGAGGCAGAGAGAUGUGGUGAAUCAGAGGUCUUAGAUGAGAAGGAGUCUAUUUCUUCAGCCUCUCUUGCUGGAUCUAGUUUGCCUGUUUUCCAGAAUGUUCUGCUAAGGUUUUUGGAUACACAGGCCCCCUCUUUGUCGGAUCCGAACAGCGAAUGUGAGAAAGUGGAAUUUGUGAACCUGGUGCUGCUCUUCUGCGAGUUCAUCCGACAUGACGUCUUCUCCCACGACGCGUACAUGUGUACCCUCAUAUCUCGUGGGGACUUGUCUGUCACGGCCUCCACCAGGCCUCGAUCACCAGCUGGGGAAAACGCAGACGAACACUAUUCAAAGGACCAUGAUGUGAAAAUGGAGGAACAGAGUAUAAUGGCGCAUAUGGGCAUUGACUCAGGAACCACUAACAUUUUUGAUGAAGUAGACAAGAGUGACUUUAAAACUGACUUUGGUUCGGAGUUUCCAAUUUUUUCUCCCAUGCCUGGAGAGUCCUGUGAAAACGCCAACACUUCCUUGGGCAGAAGAAUGUCGGUUAACGGUGAGAAGUUGGUGAAGAGGGAAAAGCCAAGGGAAUUAAUUUUUCCAUCUAAUUACAGCCUCCUCCGUCACUUGCAGUAUGCAACUCAUUUUCCUAUCCCUCUGGAUGAAUCUUCAAGUCAUGAAUGUAACCAGCGCACAAUCCUUCUCUAUGGAGUUGGCAAAGAGCGGGAGGAGGCAAGGCAUCAGCUGAAGAAGAUUACCAAAGAUAUCCUGAAAAUCCUGAACAAGAAGAGCACCCCAGAGACGGCGGGGGGUGGGGAUGAGGGACAAAAAUCUAGGAAGAACAAGCAAGAGGCAUUUCCAACCCUGGAGACUGUGUUCACAAAACUCCAGCUCCUUUCAUAUUUUGAUCAGCAUCAAGUCACAUCUCAGAUCUCUAACAACGUGCUGGAACAGAUCACAAGCUUUGCGUCAGGGACGUCCUAUCAUCUCCCUCUGGCUCACCACAUUCAGCUCAUCUUUGAUCUCAUGGAGCCAGCACUGAACAUCAAUGGACUAAUCGACUUUGCUAUACAGUUACUAAAUGAACUGAGCGUUGUGGAAGCUGAACUGCUCCUAAAAUCCUCCAGCCUGGCAGGAAGUUACACAACAGGACUGUGUGUCUGCAUCGUGGCUGUUCUCAGGCGGUAUCAUAGUUGUCUGAUCCUGAAUCCUGAUCAGACAGCCCAGGUGUUUGAAGGGUUAUGUGGUGUGGUAAAGCAUGUCGUAAACCCCUCCGAGUGUUCCUCUCCUGAAAGAUGCAUCUUAGCCUACCUCUAUGAUCUCUAUGUCUCAUGUAGCCACCUCAGAAGUAAAUUCGGAGACCUCUUCAGUAGUGCCUGUUCCAAAGUAAAGCAAACCAUAUAUAAUAAUGUGAUGCCUGCAAAUUCUAACUUGCGGUGGGACCCGGACUUCAUGAUGGAUUUUAUCGAGAAUCCUUCAGCCCGCAGCAUCAACUACUCAAUGCUGGGCAAGAUCCUCAGUGACAACGCAGCCAAUCGCUACAGCUUUGUCUGCAAUACACUCAUGAAUGUAUGUAUGGGCCACCAGGAUGCUGGAAGAAUUAACGAUAUAGCCAAUUUCUCCUCUGAACUGACGGCUUGCUGCACUGUUCUUAGUUCCGAAUGGCUGGGGGUUCUGAAGGCCCUCUGUUGUUCUUCCAAUCAUGUGUGGGGGUUUAAUGAUGUGCUGUGCACUGUCGAUGUGAGUGACCUUUCAUUCCAUGAUUCAUUAGCUACUUUCAUUGCUAUUCUGAUAGCACGACAGUGUUUUUCCCUGGAGGACGUCGUGCAGCACGUGGCACUUCCCUCUCUCCUAGCGGCAGCUUGCGGAGACGCAGACGCCGAGCCUGGGGCAAGAAUGACAUGCCGACUCCUGCUGCACCUCUUCCGGGCCCCCCAGGCCUGCUUCUUCCCUCAAGCAACAGGCAAACCUUUCCCUGGAAUAAGAUCAUCUUGUGAUAGACACCUCUUGGCUGCAGCUCACAACAGCAUCGAAGUGGGAGCCGUGUUUGCUGUUUUAAAAGCAAUUAUGAUGCUUGGAGAUGCCAAAAUUGGCAGUAACAAUGUCAGCUCUUUAAAGAAUGAUGACUUCGCCAUGAGAGGCUUACGGCGUGAUGGGAAUGCUGAUGAUAUCUGGACCGCUGCACAAAAUUCUAAACCCUGCGGGAAAAGCAUUUCCAUAGAAACUGCUAAUUUAAGAGAAUAUGCUAGAUACGUACUAAGGACUAUCUGCCAACAGGAAUGGGUAGGAGAGCAUUGCUUAAAGGAACCUGAAAGACUAUGCACGGACAAAGAACUAAUAUUAGACCCUGUGCUUUCGAAUAUGCAAGCACAGAAACUGUUGCAGCUCAUCUGUUAUCCUCAUGGCAUCAAAGAGUGUACGGAGGGGGACAAUCUGCAAAGACAGCACAUUAAGCGCAUUCUUCAGAAUCUUGAACAGUGGACCCUGAGACAGUCCUGGUUAGAACUCCAGCUAAUGAUCAAACAGUGCUUGAAGGACCCUGGCUCUGGUUCUGUGGCUGAAAUGAACAACUUGCUGGACAAUAUAGCAAAGGCCACGAUAGAGGUAUUCCAGCAGUCUGCAGACCUGAAUAAUAGCUCUUCUAAUUCUGGCCUGAGCCUCUUAAACCCCAGCGGUAUUACAAAUGCUGAUACCAGUAGCACAAGACAGAAUGGAAUAAAGACAUUUCUAAGCUCCUCCGAACGCAGGGGUGUGUGGUUGGUGGCCCCCCUCAUUGCCAGGCUGCCCACUUCCGUGCAGGGAAGAGUGUUAAAAGCAGCGGGUGAAGAGCUGGAGAAAGGACAGCAUUUGGGUUCUUCUUCAAAAAAAGAAAGGGACAGACAAAAACAGAAAAGUAUGUCUCUUUUGAGUCAACAACCUUUCCUCUCACUGGUACUCACCUGCCUUAAGGGACAAGAUGAACAACGGGAAGGCCUCCUGACAUCUCUCCAGAAUCAAGUUAACCAGAUCUUAAGUAACUGGAGAGAAGAACGCUACCAAGAUGACAUAAAGGCGCGGCAGAUGGCGCACGAGGCCCUGCAACUCCGCCUCAAUUUGGUAGGAGGAAUGUUCGACACGGUACAGAGGAGCACCCAGUGGACCACAGACUGGGCCCUCCUGCUCCUGCAGAUCAUCACUUCCGGAACCGUGGACAUGCACACUAACAAUGAAUUAUUCACAACCGUUCUCGACAUGCUGGGUGUUUUAAUCAAUGGAACAUUAGCCUCUGACCUGUCAAAUGCUUCCCCAGGGGGAUCUGAAGAGAACAAACGCGCAUACAUGAAUUUGGUAAAGAAACUGAAAAAAGAACUAGGAGACAAGCGAUCGGAAAGUAUCGACAAAGUGCGACAGUUGCUGCCUUUGCCGAAACAGACAUGCGAUGUGAUCACUUGUGAACCUAUGGGUUCCUUGAUCGACACAAAGGGGAACAAAAUUGCUGGAUUUGAUUCUAUAGAUAAAAAACAGGGCCUCCAGGUCUCUACGAAGCAGAAGGUGUCCCCAUGGGACUUGUUCGAGGGUCAGAAGAACCCAGCUCCUCUGUCCUGGGCCUGGUUCGGGACUGUCCGAGUGGACCGCAAGGUGAUCAAGUACGAGGAGCAGCAUCACCUCCUUUUGUAUCACACACACCCUAUGCCCAAGCCCCGCAGCUACUACCUCGAGCCGCUGCCCCUGCCUCCUGAGGAGGAAGAGGAAGAGCCUACAUCCCCCAUCUCUCAGGAACCAGAACGGAAAUCAGCUGAGCUGUCAGAUCAGGGAAAAACCACAACAGAUGAAGAGAAGAAAACAAAGGGAAGGAAGCGUAAGACAAAGUCAAGCUCCAGAGUUGAUGAAUAUCCACAGAGCAACAUAUACCGAGUGCCUCCUAAUUACUCACCCAUCUCAUCCCAAAUGAUGCAUCACCCGCAGUCCACGCUGUGGAGCUACAACCUUGUGGGCCAGCCCCAGCAGCCCGGCUUCUUCCUGCAGAACCAAUCUCUCACUCCAGGUGGCUCCAGAUUGGACCCCACAGGCUCCUUUGUCCCAACCAACACCAAGCAAGCUCUGUCCAAUAUGCUGCAGCGCCGCUCGGGCGCCGUGAUGCAGCCGCCCCCCCUGCACGCCAUCACGUCCCAGCAGCAGCUGAUACAGAUGAAGCUUCUGCAGCAGCAGCAGCAGCAGCAGCAGCAGCAACAGCAGCAGCGGCUUCUCAGGCAAGCCCAGACUCGGCCUUUCCAGCAGGGCCAGCCAGGGGACCAGGCCGCUCUCUUUGCUGCACAAACACGGCCCUCCCCGCAGCUGCCUCAGUAUCCCGGGCUGCAGCCAGCACAGACCAUGCCCCAGGGCUAUACAAUGUACGGAACCCAGAUGCCUUUGCAGCAGACACCGCAGCAGCAGGCUGGCGGUGUGGUCCUGUCUCCCAGCUACAACUCCAGGGCCUACUCAGCCACACAUUCCAACCCUGCGCUAAUGGAGAGGCUCAGACAGAUUCAGCAGCAGCCGAGUGGCUACGUUCAGCAGCAGGCCUCCCCAUACCUUCAGCCCUUGGCUGGCCCUCAGAGCAAUGCCUUACUCGAAUUGGUUGAUCAGAGCCAUCACAUUUAUGAUUGCAGUGCUGAUCGUGCAUUUUGUAGACUGAACCAUCAGGCUCUACAGCAGAGCCCUCUGGUAGGAGGGGGAAUUGAUGCUGUGUUGACUCCUGCCCAUCCAAACCUUCCCUCUGUGCCCCUGCCUCAGGACCCAAUGAGGCCCAGACAGCCGCAAGUUCGACAGCAGCAAAGACUCCUCCAGAUGCAGCAGCCCCAGCAGCCUCCCCAGCCCCAGCAGUCCUCACAGCCCCAGAGUCAGGCCCUUGGUCUCCAAGCAAUGCAGCCCCAGCAGCCUUUGUUUCCCAGGCAAGGCUUGCAGCAGACCCAGCAGCAGCAGCAGACGGCCGCCUUGGUGCGGCAGCUCCAGAAACAGCUUUCCAGUAACCAGCCCCAGCAAGGAGUGACUUCCUAUGGGCAUCCUUCACACUUCUGAACCUGCGAGACGAGGAGACGUGAAGUCUGUGUUUGCACUGAAAAACAGAACAUGGAGUUUAAAGCAUUAGUCAUCCUUGAAAAUGUCCCUUUUUUCUUUCUUUUUUUUGACAUUUUACGCUACAUCUCACACAAAGAUGUUUAAACAAAAAGCCAAGGAGAAGUUGUGGUUUGAAUUUGUCACUUUCAACUUUAAAGUAGGUUUAAAAAUGUGGAUCAUGCAGGCCAACUCCAGGAAGAGUGUGGUAGCAGACCUUUGGAAAUUGGUGCUUUUUUGAAUCUCAUAUUUAUAGAAAGAAUGAAUUAUGGUGGAUUUAAAAUGUUUAUGUAUUUCAUUCAUUAAUGGUGACUUUUUUGUUUUAACCCUCCUCCCCCCACCCCACCCCCCCAAAAACUGUGCUGGACCAAACUACUGAUUUCAAAGUCAUGUCAGAUCUUAACAGGAAAGUGACCCAUUUAUUCCGCGUUCACCUGUAAUGGUGAAAUGGACAUUUAUUUGCAUCACUCUAAUUUGAAAUGUUUAUAAUUUCAUAAGCACUUUAUAAACUUUGUUCUUAUUUAUGUAGGACCUUUCUUUGCUUUUGUUGUGGUCAAAAGGUGCUGAAACAGAUUGUUGCUUAGUACUUAGAUUUCUUAAACCAAUACUAAACCAAGGUUUCUGUGCGCACCACCCUAAGUAACGUGUGGAAGCCUAUUAGAAGGAGGUGUACUCAAAUUUGUUUUCCGUGGCAAGAUCAUUGGCCAGAGUCUUUGUGAAGGUACAGCACGUAACUCUAAAGGUCUGAAAGAACCACGCGGAAUCGUUCCAAUUAUUUAUUGCCGGUCUUGGUUCUUCUGAACCUUAUGCCAACUUGGGGGAAAAGAAUUAACAGCUGGCCUGAGAUUCCAUAGAGCUCAAACUCGACGUGGUUUCCAGAGAAUCUGGUCCCAAAGUCCAGAGGCCUCUGGUUUUCAUAAAAGGUGUAUUUGCUGUUUAUUUUGUAUGGUAAGUAUUUGCUAUUUUUGAAUUUAUUAAUGUUGUUAUCAGUCUUGGUUGUGUAUUGCAUAUACUGUAUUUAUAAAUCGGUGCAAAAAGCACAAGUAAAUUAUACAUCAAAUUUAUUAUAAAGAAAUAGUAACUAUUUUAUCUUUGUUCAAGUAUGUGGUAAUUUGCUCCUAUUAGAGGAAAAAAAAACAGUAAAUUAUUAUCAGUUUGUGUAACUUAAGAGUAUUCCAUAUGAUAUUUUUUUAGAUUUAGAUGCAUAAAAUUUUGAAUGUGAAAAUUGCAGGGCAUUUAAAGACAUAUGUGGGGGAUAUUUUCCCAUGUUCUGUGUUAAUUCAUUUUCUUUUGCCGUAUGAUUUUACAUGUAAUGUCGUCACGCAUACUGUGAAUAGAUUUGUCUGUAACGAGCAAACCAUGUAGAUCUACUUUUCUUUUUCGAAUGUAGCUAGUAUAACUUUAGUAGAUGAUUUCUUUUGCAAAUCAUUAUAUAAGUAAUUUAUCUUCCUAGGUGAGUUUCUCAUUGCAAAGUUUGACUCAUGCAAAUGACCUCAAAUACUUGUCAGCUUACUUUGCUGUGGCAACAUCCAUGUGAACUGCUUUGUACACUGUGAAAAUACUUCACUCCAGCCUGCUCGUUUGUGUUUACUCGAGGCUGGAAAAGACUUUGCCAAAACAUUAAAGACCAUUCUUUUCACUAAAUUAACAUAGUCUAUCUGCUUUCAGAAGAUGUAUCUGUACAUUUCAGCUGGUUUUGUAUUAUCAGUUUUUUUCCUAUCAAGAUUCAUCCUCUUGGAGGUCAUGAAGUUGUUUUUCUUCAAAGUAAUACAUGCAUACGAUGGCUGCAUUGACAACACACCCAAAAUGUGAAUGUUGUGCCUAGUGAGUGAGUCACGUUCCGUCCUUAUUCAAUUUCUUUUCAAGAAUUAUAGGUAUUAAAAAUGCCAGUUUCAGUUUGAACCAUAUAUUUUUGUAGCUCAACCUUGCAAACAGCAGUAACAACUAUUUCAAGAAUGUUAAUAAUUGCAUAGCAUUUGUACGCACUUUAUAUUUUACAGAAGUUAAUUUAUUAAUCAUUUUGCACCUGAAAGUUGUAGGGUAUACCUUUAUUGUUGUGGCUAGAUUUUUUAUUUUUAUUUUUUUUUUUUAGGUGAGGAAGCUAAGGUCACAGUGAGGCCCUAUAAUUCCAAGAUUUUAUGGAAAGCUGAGGAAAAACAGUUGUUUUCCCCCUGUGCACUAUCAAGAAAGCAACUGGAAUUUAGUCAUUUAUUUUCUCCUACUUAAUCCUCUAUCUUCAGAGGUUUCUACUUUUUUCUAGUACAUGCAUUAGUUUGAAUUAAAAUGAUCGCAAGGGAAAGCCAGGAGGCAGAAUUUGGCAAUUUUCUUGGUGAGACAGAGAAGAAAUUAUCUUAAAAAUAAGAUGGAGACCCCAGCUCCCCUUGAAGAUAAGACCUUGACAGUUAACAGCGUUGGCUGAACUUACCACAAAUCCUGGGUCAAAGAAGCCCAUAGACGUGCUUGUUUACACUGCAGGCUUGUUCCGCAUAGGGCUGCAUUUGUCAUUUCAUUUACCCUUCUCAGCCCAGAAGUAAAGUGAGAUCAUUUUACAGUGAGCGCCUUUCACCUCUUGCAGCCACAGGGCCCAACAUCAGGGCCUAGUAGCAACCAGUUCACCUGUUAGGUGAGGCCAGCUGAGAAGCACAGGGUAGGGAGCUCGUCUGUCAGUCUCGUGUGAUCGGAGCCAACAUACCUCUUGGUUUUGUGUCCUGAACAAGACCUGUGGCAUUUUUUUUUCAUUUUAUAAAGCUCCUAUAAUUAUUAAAUAGUGAAUAUUGGCAUAGAUGGUUAGAGAAAUUUCACUGGAAAGCCCUAGCUUCUAGAGUUAGAAAAGAUGAAAUCGUAAAAUGUCUACCAAAUUAAUUCAGCUUGAAUUAAGCAUGUAAUAUAAAUUCAGUGAAUUACAAAAAGCAACAUUUGUGUAGGGCUGACCAGAUUUUAAAUACAGUGAAACUUCGUUAUAUAAAAUAGAUUUAGACCCUCCCAUUCUCCCAUCACAUUAAAAGAAAUAAUAAUAAAACUGUCAUUUAAUGAAAUAAUCAUAAAACAGAAAAAUUUACUUAAGAACACCUCUAGACCUGGGGUGCCUGAGUAGAUUUUAAAGAUAUAAAGAAGUUUCAUUGUAUUGUAAAAACCUUUUUAGUGAGUGUGUAUUUGGACAAAAAUUGACCCCCCCCUCGCAUUUUAUGAUUUGCAGAUAUUCCGUUGCUUUUACAUGUGAAAGAGUUAGCCUGCAUUUAUUUUUAAAUGCAGUUAUUAAAACAUUUUUGUAUUCUCCAUCAAAGAAACUUUUCAGUGUGAACAAAUGGUGAAUCAUAAAACAGUUCAGUGCUUAUUUUCUGUAGGUUUUAGCAAAAUAUUUAUAAACCAACCACAAAAUAUUUAUACAUCAAGAUGACAAAUUUACAUAAAGACUACAGAUUUAAUUUUUUCCACUCUCUCUGUUCGGAGUGCCAUGCUUGUAACAUUGAUAGAAAGUGGACACUAGGCAACUGGUAGUAAAAGAAAAAAGUCCAUGUUUUUACUGAAAACUUCAGGUACAUUAGCCAUGUGUUAUUUUAUGGUGGACCGUUUUCUCUUAAUGUUCAUUUGUUGGCAAAAUAAAAGUGCCUUAAGUUAAAAGUUUGUUUUGAGAUCCAUUAAAGAAAUCAGUUUCAGUUCAUAAUGCAAUUAUUUACAUCUCUUUUUGCAUGUCCAUUGUAAAUUUAAUAUUGUAAAUGUAUUCAAAUCAUUUACAUGCCUAUGGCUGCCUUUGAUUAAACUUCUUCCAAAAAAUAAA